GUAGGUCUGGUAUGGGUUCAGCCCUCUAAUAAUGAUGAAGACUGUUGCUGAGGCCCCCUCCUCUCCAUGCACGCAGUGGUGGAAAAAAGCAAAGGGGCUUUAAAUAGAAGCAUAUUGUCAUUGUGACUGUGCUAUCUGACUUAAAUUGCAGGGAUCGAUCUGCUCUUUAUUUACUCCUGCAUUUCUUUAAGAAAUAACGUUUUGACACACGCUACACGGUAAACAUGCCCAGCAAGAGAAAGAAAAACAAGCGCCGAAUGAGAAGAGUUCAGACGCAAAGAAUGGCCCUAGAGGACCAGUAUGGCCCUUCUGGAAUGGGGACCAUAGGAGUGUGUGCAGUCUCUGCCCCAGUUACCACACAGGUUAAAGUUCCCAAAACCUCAGAGCCUCCCAUUGCGGUUCCAGUUAAAACUCCAGUGGCUUUGGUUUCCCCAAGCAAAGUUCCAGUUGAAGUUCCUCCUGUACAACCAGUUUUGGAAGAGGUCCCUGUCACACUUACCAUGAAGGCUAUGGAGGACCUUAAAAAAGAUUUAUUGGAAAGCCGUGUAGAAGAACAAGCUGUGAUUAAGGAGUCAGAAGGUGUGACAGUUCCAGUAACAGAGGUCACAGCAUCCACAGAUGAACCAUUACCCAUCCCAGAUGAAUCUGAGACACUUGAACCUCUCAAGACACCUGCUGACAACAAGGAUGAAGUUAAAGGUGUUGCUGAGAUUUCUGCAGAUGAAUCUGUGGUAGGACCUGAGGAGACGGCGUCUGCAGCCGAAACCUUAACUGCAGUUCAACCUGCAAGAGAAACAGCGGCGGGUGAUGUUGAGCCUGCAGUGGAAGUCAAUGAGCCUGCUGUGGAGGUUGUAGGUGGACCUGUUGUGGAAGCAGAGCCCAUGACUGUGCCUUUGGAUAUCCAUACGUUUGCAGAAAUCACAAAGGAUUCACAAACAACAUCUGAUACAGAAAAGGCUCCAGCGGAAGCUGCAGGGCCUGCAGAAACUGUAGUGGAACCAGGGCCUCAACAACACGCAGCCACAUUGGAAGAAUCUGUGCUUUUGGUUGAGUCUGCUAGCAGUGCUGUCGCCGAAGGAUUCGUGGUGACUGAGUCAGCUUUAGCUGUUGAAGAGAAACAGAUUUCUGAAACAACAACAGAGGCCCCUGCGGUUCCUUCAGAGACAUUGGCAGAAUCGCAUCCGGCUCACGAGCCUGUGCUUAUGUCAAAGGAAAUUGUUAUUGGUCAAGAUGAAUCUGUUGCACAAGUAGAAACAGAAGCCAAAAAGAACUUUGCAGUGGACAAUGGCUUGACUUUGGACACCAUCAAUAAAUGUCUGGGAGAAGUUGAAGUUGCAACUAAAAGUUGAAGUGGUCAUGGACCGUCACCUAUACAUUUUGCUCAAACAUGGAACGACAAUUUUGCCAAGUGCCUUUUUGUGCAGAUUAGCUACAAAGUUAUGUUACGUGGCUGUUUUUCACUGAUUAAUUACAUUAUGUGCUUCUAAUUUCCAUAUGCAUGUACAAUAGAUUUGCAGAUGUUAUACAAUACAAACAGUAAAAUCGUGCACAUUUUUAUGUUUUUACUUUGAGAAUUGGAUAUUCGGUGUUGUUUAUGUUUCCGUUGGUUAAAUGAUUUUGGAGUGGAGAGGACCAUUUCAUCUAAUAUAAGCUGCAACUCUUCGCCCAGCCCCCAACCAUUCACAUGUGCCUUUUUCACAUUAAUAAAAGUGUUUUAUGACAAAUUAUAAUUCUCAACUUUAAUGUUUACUCUUUCCUAUGCACUUGCAGUUAAAAUGAAAUUAGUAUAGAUGGAUACUGUAGAUGGUAAAGCUUUAAAAAAAAUGACACAUGAUGACCUUAAGAUACUAUAUAAAUUCAACUAAGCACAGUUGCAAGUGAAGUUAAGUUCUAAUGUUUUAUAUAUUUAAUAAUCAGGUAUGGAUUCAUACAGAGCAAAUGUGUCAUACGCUUACUGAUAAGGCAUAGUU
This is a messenger RNA of Misgurnus anguillicaudatus (oriental weatherfish), 1970 nucleotides long. RefSeq lists its product as uncharacterized. The record is from RefSeq and is a predicted model, not a curated record. NCBI's taxonomy places the organism in Eukaryota, Metazoa, Chordata, Actinopteri, Cypriniformes, Cobitidae.